Molecule: messenger RNA, 1318 nt
Organism: Branchiostoma belcheri (Belcher's lancelet)
Lineage: Eukaryota; Metazoa; Chordata; Leptocardii; Amphioxiformes; Branchiostomatidae
Product: sialic acid synthase-like
Exons: 6
Coding region: 96-1151 (351 amino acids)
Biological process (GO): carbohydrate biosynthetic process
Molecular function (GO): N-acylneuraminate-9-phosphate synthase activity
Source: RefSeq, a predicted model, not a curated record
CCGGAUAGCAGCACUUCCGGGUGAUUAGCCCCAGUCGCGUCCACGUUUGCACGAUCAAGUUUUCAGUAGCAGUUUGCCAACACUUGUCAGCCAAAAUGCCCCUGGAGUUCGAGCUAGCGCCCGGGAGGAUGAUCGGCGGGAAUCACCCUUGCUUCAUCAUUGCAGAGAUCGGCCAGAACCACCAGGGAGAUCUGGAAAUCGCCAAGCAGAUGAUCAAAAAGUGCAAGGAAGCCGGUGCGGACUGCGCCAAGUUCCAGAAGAGCGAGCUGGACCACAAGUUCAACAAGGCGGCACUGGCGAGACCGUACACCAGCAAGCACUCGUGGGGACCCACGUACGGCGAACACAAGCGCCACCUAGAGUUCAGCCACGAGCAGUACAGGGAGCUGAAGGCAUACGCAGAGGAGAUCGGCAUCAUUUUUGCUGCUUCGGGAAUGGAUUCGGCAGCAGUGGAGUUCCUCCAUGAGUUGGAUGUACAUUUCUUCAAGGUGGGCUCAGGAGACACCAACAACCUGCCCUACCUGGAGACAACAGCCAAGAAAGGCCGGCCCAUGCUGAUCUCGUCAGGAAUGCAGACCCUGGAGACCAUGAGGAAAGUCUACAACACAGUCAAACCCAUCAAUCCCAACUUCCUCUUCAUGCAGUGCACCAGCGCCUACCCACUCAACCCAGAGGACGUUCACCUCAGGUGUAUCCAGACGUACCAGAAGGAGUUCCCGGACAUCCCCAUCGGCUACUCCGGGCACGAGAGCGGGAUCGCCAUCAGCCUCGCCGCCACGGCCCUGGGGGCAAAGGUCAUCGAGCGCCACGUGACCCUGGACAAGACGUGGAAGGGGUCGGACCACGCCGCCUCGCUGGACUUCGAGGAGCUGGCGGAGCUCAUCAGGAGGGUUCGCGAGGUCGAGGCGGCCAUGGGGUCGUUCGUGAAGGACAUGAGGCAGUGUGAGAUCGCCUGUCAUGACAAGCUUGGGAAGAGCGUGGUGGCCAAGCAGGAUAUCCCAGCAGGCACUGCUCUGACCAUGGACAUGCUGACGGUCAAGGUCGCCGAGCCCAAGGGCUUCCCGCCGGAGAACAUCUACCAGCUGGUCGGCAAGAAACUCAAGCGGGCCCUGGAGUACGACGAAACAGUGACGGGGGACGAUGUGGAAUAAUGUCACCUUUACGCCAAAAAACAGUUACUCAAGCAACUGGAUAUGAUUUUGGAAACGGUCAGACGUUUCAGGUAGUAUCCACUACCUUUUGUCAGUGACACAAGUGGGUUGUCAGAAAAUCAGGAUUAUAAGCAGGAACUAUUGAUUGAUGUGCAAAUAAGGGAAGA